CGGGAACGUAGAGCGCGAGCUCACGGCGGGAGACUGAGGCCUGAAUGGCGCCGGCUCAGCAGUCUCGGGUUCUACGGUGCUGCAGCUGCCACAUCUUUCAGGCGCAUCAGGUGAAGAAGAGUCUCAAAUGGACGUGCAAAGCUUGUGGAGAGAAGCAGUCUUUUGUGCGGGCUUACGGUGAAGGCUCUGGUGCUGACUGUAGACGCCAUGUCCAAAAGCUAAAUCUGCUGCAAGGACAAGUGUCAGAGCUGUCACUCAGGUCUGUGGAAGAAGCGGUUAAUGCCAGUGAAGAGGAGAACGCAGGACCUCAGCAGGCUGAGGCUGGGAGUCAGCAGGCACUGUCUAAGCCCCUCGAGUCCCGAUGGCUGAAGUAUCUGGACAAGGGCUUUGAAGACCAGGAGCUGGACAGAGGAAGACCAGCUCUUAAGACACAGCUUUCAGCCAGUGCUGAGUGGCCGAGUCUACCCUGCAGUCCAGCCCAACCCAGGAAGAGGAAACGGAAUCAGAGCACAGGGCAGCCUACACACAGCCUUCAUGUCCAGAGUGUGGACAGUGCUGACAACAGCUUUGAACACCAGGACUCCACUGACCUGUAUGGGACAGAGCAGCAAGGCAUCAGCCCUGCCCUCAGUACUGUGAACCACAUCAGGGAGCUCGGUUUUCCUAGGUGGAAACUACCAAGUCCUGUCAUGCAAGUUAAUGCCCCAUCUUCUAAAUGGGCACGGUUUCUCCUGUCACCUGGGAGCAGUCCACAAGUGGAUGAGAAACCACCAAGUCCUCUGCAGGAGGGCACCAGGCUAGCUGACCCAGCACAAGUUGAGCAGGGGACUGUUGAGACCAAGACUCCAGUGGGCCACUUCAGCAGGGCCCCUGACACCAUCAAGCCGCCUCAAACCACUCACACUACCGUCCCACAGCUGGACAGGCCUGACAGAAAGACCCCAGAGCAGCCGAGGGCCGCGGGGACUCCUCAAGCAGAUGGUAGGCCUUUGGCUCAAGGAGCCCAGAAGGCUCCACCCUUGCAACUGCACAACCUCUUUACAACCGGAGAGGACUUUGAUGAUGACCUGUAGCUUUCACUUUAUCCCUGUGAUCUCUCGAUGCCAGUCCUCCAUGUCACAGAUGGGGGUGCUUUAGAACAAAUAAUCCAACAAUAAACAUUCCUGUCAAACAGA
This is a messenger RNA of Grammomys surdaster, 1175 nucleotides long. It is a transcript of the gene Mrnip, whose product is annotated as MRN complex interacting protein. The record is from RefSeq and is a predicted model, not a curated record. Gene Ontology annotation, cellular component: nucleus. Lineage: Eukaryota; Metazoa; Chordata; Mammalia; Rodentia; Muridae. The coding region runs from base 45 to 1073 and encodes 342 amino acids. Gene Ontology annotation, biological process: mitotic G2 DNA damage checkpoint signaling. Gene Ontology annotation, molecular function: chromatin binding. The transcript is spliced from 7 exons.